Messenger RNA from Dovyalis caffra, 285 nucleotides. Lineage: Eukaryota; Viridiplantae; Streptophyta; Magnoliopsida; Malpighiales; Salicaceae. The record is from the annotation of a GenBank genome assembly.
AUGAGGACGACUAAGAGAACUAAGAAGGCCGGGAUUGUUGGAAAAUAUGGUACCCGCUAUGGUGCCAGUCUGCGUAAGCAGAUAAAAAAGAUGGAGGUUAGUCAACACAGCAAGUAUUUCUGCGAAUUCUGUGGGAAGUAUGCUGUGAAGAGGAAGGCUGUUGGAAUUUGGGGAUGCAAGGACUGUGGGAAAGUCAAAGCAGGUGGUGCCUACACAUUGAACACUGCUAGUGCUGUGACAGUGAGGAGCACAAUCCGCAGGCUGAGGGAGCAAACUGAGAGCUGA